Zeugodacus cucurbitae (melon fly) is the source of this 615-nucleotide messenger RNA. RefSeq names its product homeobox protein orthopedia-like. The transcript has a single exon. Gene Ontology annotation, biological process: regulation of transcription by RNA polymerase II. Bases 1 to 615 code for a protein of 204 amino acids. Lineage: Eukaryota; Metazoa; Arthropoda; Insecta; Diptera; Tephritidae. The record is from RefSeq and is a predicted model, not a curated record. Gene Ontology annotation, molecular function: DNA-binding transcription factor activity, RNA polymerase II-specific; RNA polymerase II cis-regulatory region sequence-specific DNA binding.
AUGCAAAGUGUACGAAUAGUGUACACAAACCAGCAAAUAAAGGUUUUAGAGGCGGAGUACGCAGCAAAUAAGUUUGCGAAAGGUGCGCGACGAAAACAAAUCGCACAACGUAUUGGAGUGCAGGAAAUACAAGUGCGAACUUGGUUUAAAAAUAGAAGAGCGAGAGAAAAGAACGAGAACUUCAAAACCACAACGACUAGCGCACCGAUAGAACAAAGUACCGUACCAGCUUAUCAACAUACCUCUUUAAAGAGGUCAAGAACUGACGAUCUGAACUCAUUCAAAGCGAAUAAUCUCAUUCAAUCAAAUUGGAUUUUGCCGCCACCUGCUUGUCAACAUAGCUCAACAAUUGAGAACGAGAUUAUGGGGUUCACUGCGAAUGAUCUCAAUCGAUCAAAUUGGAUUCAGUCAUCACCCGCUUAUCAACAUUCCUCAACAACUAACGAUCUGAACGUUUUUGAACAUAUCUCAACUGACGAUUACAACUACAUCAUGGAAUUUAUUGGGAAUAAUCCAUCAGAUUGUAUUCAGCCACCACCCGCGAAAAAACCUAAGAUACAGAUAUUGGAGCAAUUGGUGCUUCAUCCGGAUACAAAUUGCUGGAUACGAAUUUAA